Ilyonectria robusta is the source of this 938-nucleotide messenger RNA. RefSeq lists its product as uncharacterized. NCBI's taxonomy places the organism in Eukaryota, Fungi, Ascomycota, Sordariomycetes, Hypocreales, Nectriaceae. The record is from RefSeq and is a predicted model, not a curated record. Bases 237 to 929 code for a protein of 230 amino acids. The transcript has 4 exons.
CGACCAUCCGCCCGAGGUACCACUCAUCAUCAAAUCAUGCCAUCUUCCUCGCAGAAACGUCAUAUGGAGACUUGAAGAUCGUCCAAUACGAGCCUUCUGAACACUUUGGAGUCCCAACGUUCCGGACGAUUACAAGCAAAUCGUUGCAGCUGGUGGCUUUGUCGCCGGAUGUAAGGAGGCUUGCUCUUGUUUAUAGCUUGGGUGAACACUACUGGGCCCAGAUUCGCAUAUUCGACAUGUCAAGUGUACAGGACGUCUCUCUCGACAACGCAAGGGUUGAAGGUCACGUAAAUGAAAAACUAAGGAGUGUCGACAGCAACCGCGAUCUCUUCUUCUCUAGAAAUGGCGAAUACUUGUAUCACGCUUACAAACCUCGCGGCUCCGCUGAACUCAAGAUUGAGAUGUGGGACACCUUCACAAGUCAGCGAACGGCUAUUUGGAAGAUUCCAAACCAGGAUACGACGCCCAACGGCUUCUUCAUUACGAGCAUUGUGCCUCUGAAUACCGAAGCAGGUUUCAUAUAUGUCAGCCAUGGGGAGUCAGUUGAGAAAACGACAGCCUCCUCCACCAAGGACAAGACAAUACUUGCGAAUAUUGCCAGUGUGAAGAAGAUACUGCUCUCCGCUGACGACGAAAGGAUUGCCAUCCUGGUGACUCGUGAUAAAGGGCUUGAAAUAUACGGGCUCACUUUGUCAUGCACAACUACUCAGCCGAUAAGGUUCAAGACUGAUCGGCCGCCAGGAAAUCCCGCGAUUCCCACACCAAAGAAGCUCAACAUUCUUGAACCGAUGACUUAUGAUCCCAGAAGAGAUGAUGCGGCACUCCAAGAGGAGGGUCUCAACAUGAGCCUCUUGGUGACAAAUUGCGAGAAAAAGACAACAUACAAAUGUAAUCUUCAGAGUCUCUUUGAGACUCAGACCGAGGAGUAAUGAAUUGAG